CAUUAAUGACUGGGUCUGAGAGAGGAGUUCCUUAAAAUAAAUUUCUAAUAGCUUUGCUCAUGAUUGAAGAAACAGGAGAGAAUACAUUAGCUGCCCUGGAGAGACAGAUCUUUGACUUCCUUGGAUUCCAGUGGGCUCCUAUCCUUGGUAAUUUCCUGCACAUAAUAGUUGUCAUUUUGGGUUUGUUUGGAACUAUACAAUACAGACCUCGAUAUAUUGUUGUGUACUCUAUAUGGACUGCUAUCUGGGUCACAUGGAAUGUUUUCAUUAUCUGCUUCUAUUUGGAAGUAGGUGGGCUUUCUAAGGAAAGUGAUCUCAUGACUUUUAACAUCUCAAUGCAUCGAUCCUGGUGGCGAGAACAUGGGCCAGGCUGCAUACGAAGAGUGGUGCGUCCUUCAGCUCCUGGGAUGCUGGAUGAUUUUUCCUAUGUCUCUGUGACAGGCUGCAUCAUCGACUUCCAAUACCUAGAGGUCAUUCACAGCGCCAUCCAGAUAUUACUCUCUUUGAUUGGUUUUGUUUACGCCUGUUACGUGAUCAGCAUUUUCAUGGAGGAAGAGGACAGCUGUAAGUACUGAUACACAUCUACCCAUCUCUGGAGCUACAAUCCUGGGGUCGAAAUAAGUAAUGAACGUAGAUG
This is a messenger RNA of Rhineura floridana, 637 nucleotides long. It is a transcript of the gene NKAIN3, whose product is annotated as sodium/potassium transporting ATPase interacting 3. The coding region runs from base 60 to 575 and encodes 171 amino acids. NCBI's taxonomy places the organism in Eukaryota, Metazoa, Chordata, Lepidosauria, Squamata, Rhineuridae. Gene Ontology annotation, biological process: regulation of sodium ion transport. The record is from RefSeq and is a predicted model, not a curated record. The transcript has 6 exons.